Molecule: messenger RNA, 519 nt
Organism: Camarhynchus parvulus
Lineage: Eukaryota; Metazoa; Chordata; Aves; Passeriformes; Thraupidae
Gene: MGST2
Product: microsomal glutathione S-transferase 2
Biological process (GO): leukotriene biosynthetic process
Cellular component (GO): endoplasmic reticulum; nuclear envelope
Molecular function (GO): glutathione transferase activity; glutathione peroxidase activity; leukotriene-C4 synthase activity
Source: RefSeq, a predicted model, not a curated record
AUGGCUGGUGAUUGAAUUUUCCUUGCACUGGCAGCUGUCUCUCUUCUUUCUGCCUUCCAGCGAUCUCAUUUUGCUUGGCUGGUGGGGAAGUUAAGAAUGAAGCACAAGGUCAUCACUGGAGCUCCAGAAUGUGACAGAACAUUUCAUGCACAACAAAACUGUGUGGUGUUUUACCCUAUAUUCCUGACUGGCCUCUGGACUGCAGGAUGUUUUUCAAUCAAGGUAUGUUUACAGGAGUUAAUCCAGCACACAGUGAAAGCUGUCCUCUGUAAUACACACACAGGGUUUAAAGCCACAAAAUUAACAAAAUUAGCUUCCUUUUGGGGUAUGCUGUACAUGCCUGCCUGCUACAAGUACUUCCAUGGUUCUGUCCAGUCUGUGAAAGGAAGGUUAACAGGGUUUUAUUUGAGUGUGAUAAUUCUGACUUGCUAUGCAGCUGGUGCAGCUGGGAUUGUCAGCAGCUUUCUGGAUGAAUACCUGGACUUCAGCAUGAUGGAGAAAGUCCAUAAGUUGCUUUGA